AAUCUACAUUUAUUUAGGAACAUUUGAAAAAUCACUGACAAUGAAAGGAAUGUUUUGCAUGUAGAUUUUUCUAGAUGCGUAUCUUAUUCAUGUCUGUAGUCUAUGGAUCGUCUAGUUAAUAAGUUUUCUUAGGUACCCCAACUUUAGCAUGUCUUGAUGUAUUUCCGGUCUCUUGACUCAUGCCUGUAUGUCAGAACUUCAUGAUAGUACUGUCACUACCAUCGUAAACAAGUAAUGUGGCCAUACCCCCUCCAUUGUGACGGUGAUAAAGUUUUAUCUAAUUAUUUUAUAGGUAUAUUUUGUAUAUGUUGGGGGGGGGGGGGAAAUGAAGAUAAUAAAAGGCAGCUUUUCCACUGACAACUUGGAAGGAAAUAAUUUCCCCUUAUUUAGCAUUAGAAGACCAGCUCAUUCUUCGAGCCUUCUGAAACAAAAUUAGAAUGGAUUGGGGAGAUAAAUAUUCCCAUACUUCUUUUGACCUACAUUGUUUGUUAAAUUCACUUCCUGGAGACUUGGAGUUUAAGCAGAUCUUCAGUGACAUUGAUGAAAAGAUAGAACAAAAUGCUACAAGCAUAGAACAUUGCAUUAAAGAAAUACAAUCUGAAGUUAACAAGCAGUGUCCAGAUGUGCAGCUGCAAACGACAACUGACUGUUUUGAGUGGCUAGAUAACUAUAAUUAUAAUUCAUCCAAGUCACCUUCCAUUCCCCAUGGAGAUUUGAUAAAAUUCCUCAAAACACUGCAAGAUUCGUUGAAGAGUGAACUAAAUCAAGAAGAAGUGAUACUGGAUUUACUUUGGGAUCUCUCCUGCCAGAGCAGCGUUUCGUUCCCGGCAACUCUAAGUGGAGCAUCUUUCCAUUUCCUCUCUCGGACUUCUCUUCAUUCUGUGGAAGAUGAUUCCUCCAUGGAUGUACAGUCUAUCUGGGAUAACAUAAGACUACAUCUUCGACGCUUCUUAGUGAACAAAUUACAAAGCCAUAAUGAAAUCAUCAAUUCACAGCACAAAAUUUGGUUGAAAAAGCAGUGCAUACAACAACUGUUGUUUCUUUAUCCAGAGUCAGAAGUUAUAAUCAAGUACCAAAGCAUACAGAAUAAACUGUUGGCUGAGCUCCUGCAGAACUGUUUUCCUGCUUAUAGCAGAGAAUUGAAUUUAGACAUAAUGGCUCAUGGAUACCAAAGUACAAUGCUUAGGUUAUACUCAAUGAUAAAAGAAGAUUUUAACAUACUACACGAAAUUUUAGCUCCCACCUCAACGGUGAAAUUCAUUAAAGAAACUUACCUGGAUACUGUUGCAGAAGAAAUGGCAAAGUUUCUUGAAAAUUUUUGUGAGCUGCAGUUCAAAGAAAGUGCUAUCCGUGUGAUUAAAACAAGCAAGAGCUCCAGCAGGCAUAGAGGAUCAGUGCAUGCUUUGGUUACACCCGAAUGUUCACAGAAAGGAAGAAACUUUUUCCUCUCCAUAAAUGAACUCAAAUUCUUAGCACAGCUCGUAAAAUCCUUUUUGAAGCUGGAAGAAAAUGUUGAAGAAUUAUUGGAAGAAAUAUUUAUAUCACUCAAGACACCCAGAAAUCCUUCAGGAAUUUUAGAAACAGCCAGUUGGAAAGUUGUAACAGAGAAACCUAAAAGAAAUGCAACUAGUGUUCCUUCAGAGCAAUUGCUACCAGUAAAAGAGGCUACUUUACCAGACUUCCGUUGGCGAAAUGCAUUUAAAGAAUUGUCUCUUCCUGUGGCACAUUGUAUAACAGCAGCAACUGAAGAUUUUUCCGCAAAAAUUCUCCAACAGGAACAGAAGGAAAGGUCUUCAGCUGUAACCUAUGCUAUGAACCUUGUAAAUGUCCAGCAAGUCUGGCAAGACAGUCAUGUGGUUCCGGAGGAGGACCAACCGAAGAAAAUUGCAAAGUUUUGUUCUGACAUCAUGGAAAAACUUGACACAAUGCUUCCACUGGCUCUGGCAUGCAGAGAUGAUUCUUUCCAGGAAAUUAGAGCAAACUUUGUGGAGGCCUGUUGUAAAGUGGCAACAGCUGUCCUGGCGAGACUGCAGGAGAGGGGCAAGGAGUUUCCUUCCAGAGCACCCCUGACAAACUCACACAUAUUGCUCUCCACAGCGGUAUAUGUCUUCCAGCAUUUUACGCAUUUUGAUAAUUUGAUGAAAGAAAACACUAAGAAACCCAUAUUCCUGGUGCCUGUCCAACGAUAUCAGGAAUUCAUCAACACUCUACAGUUUCAGGUUACGGACUACUGCGUCAGAGUUUGUGCUACAAGCAUUUUACAGGAUGCUGAGAGCCACCACUGGGAUGACUACAAAGCUUUUUAUGAGGGGGAAAGAUGCUCCUUCUCACUCCAGAUGUGGCAUUAUUUCUUCUGCGCUCUUCACCAUGAUCUCUGGACCAUUCUGCCCCCGAAGUUAGCCCAGGAAAUUCUAACAGAUGUGCUGGAGAAAUGUUUGGGUCUACUGGCCUCCAGAUAUGCUCGGGCCCAUCCCAGUUAUAAGAGAACUCCACAGAUAAGACUUGAUGUCACAACAAUUUUAAUAUGCACUGAGAACUUGUUAUGGUCAAUUUGCACAUCUGUACAGAAGCUUUUGAAUCCCCAUCAGUAUAUAGAUGAUAAAAUUUUUAAAAUUCAUACCCAUUGUAAUAAUCUGUUUACAACAUUAGUCAUUUUGACUUCACCAUUAACUGAAUUAUAUCACACUUUUCAGCAUGGCAUGGAUGACUCUGCUUCAAAUUCCAUGAAACCAUUUUUUAAGCAACCAUUACAUUGGUUUUCUUGCAUAUCACAUUUCUACCCUUCUUUACUCAGGGCUCCAUCAUCUGGACGACUGACAGCCGAGGGUCAAUUGAAACUGCUCUUAUCCCAGCCAGGUUGUAAUUGGAACCUGCUUCUGGAAACCCUACUGCAUCAAGAUGGUCUUUUACUGAGAAUCUUGCUGAAGAGCUCAAAAUGUACCUUUCAAGAGCAAGGUUCUGAUACAGAUGAUAAUCUGAACCAAGGAUCCAGCUUAAUGGAAACCAUCUUUAAAGUAUUGUACCAUUGCAAUUUUUCUCCACAAACAUUUGGAAAUGUUUUUGUGAGCUACAUGGAAGAAGAACAAUUAUGGAACUUUCUAUAUAACAUUCCAGUCUCAACAUGCAUGGAGUCCGAGCCAGAGGUCAUCCGAUGCUUGAGACUGGCACUGACUGAUGCUAUCAAGGACAUUGUACAGCAGAUAGUAUUUGUGAUGAAGUCUGGGAGAAACUGUGGGCCCAACCUAAACAAGCACAGUGUUCCUGAACAUUUGCGUGAGAGCAUUCCAAAGGAAUGGAAUUAUACUCCAAAAGAAACUAAGAGGAAAGAAUCAAGCAAAGGCUUCACGAGGCUUGCUGCUCAGGCAGUAUCUAUUGUAAUCAGCGAGUUACCUACGGUGAUUGCAUGUUUGCCUCCCCCAAUUAAAUACUUCUUUUUUCUGUCUGAGAGAAAAAUGUCAAAAAACUUUGUUGAAUUGAAGAAAGCUAGCCUCCUUGUCUGGAACUUGAUUGUAAUUAUAUGUCAGAUAUUUGAGGAUGGAAACACUGUGGAACUUUUAACAGGUGCCUCCCUUGACAGAUGGAGUAAAGAGAAACUUGGUUUAAUCUGCCUGUGUUUGGAAAGUAUCAUGGGAAAGCAGACAAGUGACCCUAAUCAAAUGACUCAAAAGGUCAUACAGAUCAUUGAGCAGCAGAAACCCAACUGGAUUGAGAGCCAGUUGGUGAAGGCAAGGAAACUGAGCACCAAAUGUGCAUUUAUGACAAUGGAGAAAAGCACAGCCUUCGAAGAAGGAGAUAGUGCUCUUGAACUGACUGAGCAGAAAAUAAACAUGAUGGUCCUGGAUAUCUGCCACAAACCAGGUGGCAGCGAGUACCUGCGGCAAAUUUAUCACAUCAUGCGGCUCAAUGAGGAAUAUUUAAAAGAACAGCUGUUUUCUAUGAAUGGUUCAGAGGAAAAGCCAUUACCCAUCAGACCUUUAAAGACGACCUUGAGGAGUGUGGAAGAUCAGCCUUCUGCCUUUAACCCUUUCCAUGUGUACAAGGCAUUUAGUGAAAACAUGCUAGAUCAGUCAGCCAUCACAAAAUGGAGCUGGAAUUGGUCAAACUUGCUGCCAAAUUAUCUGGGACUGGAUAAGAUGACCUUCAGUGUACUGCUCAAAAACAGGUGGGAAAUGAGAAAGAAUGAAAGACUAGAAGAGGAAGAAAAAGCAAUGCUGGAACAUUUAAAACAAUUUUGCACCAUCCAGAACUCUUCUGUCUCAGAUAACACAGAGGAACCAUAAUCUGCAGAAAACAGCAACAGCUUUAUUUUAGGAAAUAAUCACAUGUAAUGGAGUAGGAUUUUUACUACAGUCAGAAUGAACCUCAGAUGUGCUGUGAAGCAUGAAACCAAUAACUGAGUAAUCUCUGAAAUGAAAAGGAAUACACCACAUAAAGAAUAAAGUGCUACACAUUUUUUACUUUAAAAAUAA
This is a messenger RNA of Panthera uncia (snow leopard), 4469 nucleotides long. Its product is annotated as KIAA0825 ortholog. Lineage: Eukaryota; Metazoa; Chordata; Mammalia; Carnivora; Felidae. The transcript has 20 exons. The coding region runs from base 438 to 4280 and encodes 1280 amino acids. The record is from RefSeq and is a predicted model, not a curated record.